AUGCUUACUACGUUUCAUUUGUUAAAGUGCUCAACGCUGCCAACUAAUCCUGUUACUAUGACUACCGUCUGUCCAUUUGAGAUUCCUCUCACGCUUUCGGAACGCGACCGUCAAUCAAUGCACAAUUUGGCGGAACGUUUUGUCAACGAAACAAUGCUGGAUUAUGAGCAGGUUCUGGCAAGCAAAAGCGGUUUGCCUAGUGCCGCUCGUUGGAAACCACUUCGACACAAAGAUAAUGUCGUGAUAUACCAGGAUCAGCUAGUGAUUGAAGAGAUCAAGCGUGAGAAUCGCAAAACGAAAUCACUCGGUGAUGUUAUUGAUUUCUCUCGGGUUGGUGAUCUGCUGUCGAGAAGUAUGGGCCCAGGCACGUUUCCGUCAUCAUCUGCAUCUCCUUUCAAUAGAGACACAGCGUUGAUCGAACCAAAGAAGGCGCCGAAAAUGAUCUGGAUGGGAACCGUCGAGUGCGAGCUAGACGAUCUCAUGUACGGCCUUGGUAGUCAGAGUGAAGAGGUGACUCGGAUCAAUUAUUCGUAUGCUGGUAAAAACAUUCAAGACUUUACUACACUUGCUUCGUUAGAAAAGUCAACACCCAAUGACGUGUUCCAUUCCUUGCAGCUCAAGUGGGAAGUCAACAGAGCUUUGACGAGAGCAAAACCCGUGUGGCGCUGCCGCGACUUUGUAUACCUUGAGGCAACAGGCGUAACACUGUGCCGUUCAACAGGACAACGCAUUGGCUACCAAAUCUUGCAUUCCCUGGACGUUCGUGGUGUUCCUGAGCUACCAGGACGCAAACUGACUCGUGGAAAAAUAACAAUCUAUCAGUUGUUCCGCCAGAAGUCCAAGGGCACCGUUGAAGUGUUUGCAAAGGCAAUGGUAGACUUGGCUGGGGACAUUCCUGUCAACAUGGCAUCAUUUGCAACCAUUGAAGCAGCCAAUUCUGUGAACAUAGCUGCCAGGUGUGCUCGCAAACGGAAGCUCAACUGGCUGCUUGUCACUGCAGCGGAUCAUUAUCCGAACGGCGCUUCCGCGAACCAGAGUAAUUCUUGCUGUAGCGUGUGUGCUCGAAAGCUUCGCAACGCUUUUGGACAGAAAGCUUUUUUUGAAUGCCACAUUUGCACUCAACGGGUAUGUCACCGAUGCCAUGUACGCCAAGAACUGAGCUUUAUCAAGCCCAACAAGAGUUUGGUCAUUGUCGAGCAGAAAUCGCUCGACUUGUGCACGCCCUGUGUACACAGAGCAACACAAACGAAUGCUCGGCGUGUAGCACUUGAAGAGAGUGCGCUCAAAGACCCGGCAUCGAUGUACAAGUAUAUUCCUCGUAAGAAGAACUUUACGUUGGACAGGGGCACAUGUUGCGACGAGGUUGAAACUGCGAUAGCGACGACGGGAAAUACAAAUAGUCUAACCCAUACAGCCGUUCUCUUCGAUCGAGUCACGGAAGUAUUUCACCGCCUCUUUUGA
This is a messenger RNA of Peronospora belbahrii, 1461 nucleotides long. The record is from the annotation of a GenBank genome assembly. Lineage: Eukaryota; Oomycota; Peronosporomycetes; Peronosporales; Peronosporaceae.